Messenger RNA from Racocetra persica, 411 nucleotides. NCBI's taxonomy places the organism in Eukaryota, Fungi, Glomeromycota, Glomeromycetes, Diversisporales, Gigasporaceae. The record is from the annotation of a GenBank genome assembly.
AUGAACCACGACCCAUAUACUGACGAAGAUCCCGAGUAUCGCAAUACUCCAUUAGUCUCCCCAAUUCCUCGUCCUACACUUGAAGCAUGUCCUCCUUUACAAUCCCAGCAACAUCAAAGAUCAGCUCAAUACCAACAAAACUAUUAUGGCCAUAAUAGUUAUCAUUCAACACCUCAUAUUUCUUCUUCUCAUUCUAUGCAUACGAGUACUCCUCCAAAUGACCUUUCAAAUCAGCAACUAUUAACUCCGGUUGAGAUUCAAAAACAAAAUGCCAAUUUUUUGUCUUGCAAAAUUCCUUAUGAAGAAGGAAAAUCUAUUAAUGGCUUAAAAAUUGUAGUAGGACCUAUUAUUGAACCAGAUUAUAACCAAUUUUGUGAAGCAGCUGUUGUGCAAUUACUCCUCGAUAAAAAG